Molecule: messenger RNA, 627 nt
Organism: Ascochyta rabiei
Lineage: Eukaryota; Fungi; Ascomycota; Dothideomycetes; Pleosporales; Didymellaceae
Exons: 1
Coding region: 1-627 (208 amino acids)
Source: RefSeq, a predicted model, not a curated record
AUGACUAAAUCGCAAGCUGGAUCCAUUCGACAGGAGCCCGAGCCACCACUACAGCCAACACCUGUCAAUCUGACCAGCCACGCCACCCUAAUGACACUCAAGGAUCUCCAGGAUAGGAACCUGCCAUUCCCAUGCUAUCCAACGCUGGAGAGUGAGUCGCCUGACAAGCGUCCUGAAAGCAACGACCGAAUCAGGCAGCUGUGGGAGUGUUCCGAGGAAGCUGUGAUAUUGAAGGGUGUCGACCGCAGCUCCAAGAAACCAGCGACGACCACCUCCAGAGCUAGCUACGACUUCACCUUCUACACUCUCAAACCAGAGCCGACUCCUGCCGCACCUGCUCAGGAUGAAGAGGACACGAGCCCAACGCUGAAUGGAGAAUAUAAGCGCAGAACGCCGUCUCCAUCUCCACAUUCACCCACCCUGGCUAUCUCCACGGUCCCUGCUGCUGACCGGAGGAUGAGGAGAGACUUCCUCGGAUGGGCCCCGCGCUCCCUCAGAAAUCGCCGUGCUGAGGCAAGGGACCGAGAAAUGACGGGGCGGGCAGAGAGAGAAGAAUCCGUCAGCCAGAUCCAUCGUUCCGCUCCGUGCGUUACGAAACGGGAUCACUCCGAUGUAGAUGACGAGUGA